UUAAGUUUUAAUCCACAAAUCAAGCUGUCACUAAAUUUCCAGCGAGAAUUUUUGAAAACUUUUGAUUUGUUUACAAGGACUUGACAAAUAUAAACAUUAAGUUGUGAAGUAAUAAAUCAUUAAAGUGAUAAUUUGAAGAUAAAUUAGAUCGCGACGAGAUAACGAGCUAAUCAAACAAGCCUCAAGUGUUUAUCGAUAUGGCACUGCUAAUUUCAGCAUGUGGAUUUACGGAGCCUCGAAAAUUUGUUAUUAUCAAUGAGAAUUGCGACACAGAUGGCUCAUUUUUAAUUUCAUCCUUAAUUGGUCAACGAUUGCGACAACAGAGUUCAGCUAUUGUCUUAAUAUGUUGCCAUCAGUCACUUAAAUUUUAUGAAACAUGCGGCAAGAAAUUGGGAUAUAAUCUAAUUAUGAGUCUUAAUAAGAAGAGUCUCGUUGUAAUUGAGAAGCUGCGUGAUGUGCCUUCAAUGACCUCGGAUCCUGAUAAAUUGUUGGAUCAACUUUAUGCUGAAAUUAAUAGUCAUGUAAAUACCUUCAAGAGUAAUGGCAUUAAGAAUGUCAGCGUAAUAUUUGAUGACAUCACAUUCUUCACAAAUCUUGGAUGUACUGAAAAAGAUUUAAUUAAAAUGAGUAUGAAGCUCCACAAGUUAACAAAAGAGUGCAGUGAACUGUCUGUCAUCCUCAAAGUCGGUCUUUCUGAUUUGCAUCAGUAUCUCACAAAUAAUAUUGAAGAUCUCAGCGAUGUGUCAAUAACUGUGGAGAAACUAAAGUCUGGCGACUUUUGGGAUGUUGAUGGAAAGCUUAAAAUAAAGAAAGUCAAAUGUGAGAAUGGCAUUUACAUGACAGAGAGUGAGCGAAAUAUUUUGUAUUAUGUAGGCGAUCACAAUGUAAAAAUUAUUGCACCCGGUGAACACGGACUGAAGAUUUGAAUAAAGUUGCUUUGUUUUCCUAUAAUGAA
Messenger RNA from Chironomus riparius, 955 nucleotides. The record is from the annotation of a GenBank genome assembly. Lineage: Eukaryota; Metazoa; Arthropoda; Insecta; Diptera; Chironomidae.